AUGCGUGCGCCGUUGAACUCAGACGCCAAGCCAUUCAGUGGAUUAACUGCGGGCGCCCAUGAGAUCCCGUGCUGUACACCCGGAGACCACUUAAUGCCAUUUUCUAUAAAGCUGCCCGCAGCCCCGUGUAAAAUUCUAUACAUAAUUGAAUUACCCAAAACCUCGGAAGUCCAGAAGGGAGCUGUCUCUGUGCAGAGCUAUGGCCGCGGGCCUGUUUAUUUGUAUAACUUUCAGAAGUUGGAUCGAGGAGGCACAGACUGGUCUCCAGACUACUGUCUGGCUUGUGACCAGCGCACCACCGGUGAUGCCUUCUGCUCCCAAGCCUGUCGUCUGACUGAGCUGGAGAGGCUCAAUUACUCUCUUCCUCAAUCCCAGUGUCGCCCGGCUCCCCCCCAAUCUGGAACACGCCUCUCCCCCACGCAGAGCAUCUCAUUGCGGCAGAGCUUGUUAUCCGCCACAACGCAAUCCGAGCUAAGAGACUAUACAAGCUCUUUUGACCACAUUCGAGAAACGAAAAGACGCAUCAUCUCCUCAGCCAGCUUGCCUGGGCAAGGCCCCAGAAAGCUCUCUUUGGGACGCCAUGCCAAAGUCGCCAUAUGUAACCGUUGGCAUGGGAAUGAACUUCGGUCAAAAGCCAUAGGCCAGUCAUUUCGGGUUCGUGAUAUUCCGAACCGGAGUGGAGCUGAUCAGCUAGCACCCAUUGCCCGGAGACGCCCGUCUUACCACCACGAGCUAUAUCUCCACCAGCAAAAUGGGCACCGGGCAUUAUGCAAAACGAUCGAGGUCCUCUACGAGCGAACGGUUGUGGUGGAGGAUAUCAUCAUCAGCAUGGGGCGGGAAGACCUCUUGAAUCGCGCGCUUGGCGGUCGCAUUUGCGCCUUAAAGAAAAUAAGGGAAAUACAAGCGAUGGAUUGCCAGGAUCAGAUGCCUCCCCGGCUACUGAAGUGCAUUGCUCCGCAAUGUAAACACGGCAACCAAGAGUAUCAGUCCGCCGAACACCUGGCCAAACACAUCCGAAACACCCGGGAUCGUAGCCACCAGUUCCACCGUGCGAUACUCACUGGGACCUACUGUUUUCAGUGUGGGAAGGAAUUCUUAACAGGCACCUCUUCUCUUGCAAAGCACGAGAAGGAUUAUCAUAGGGAAUCAGGCAAGUCGAGGCUUGAAACCUCCAGAGCGUUCCGCACCGCAUUCACUCAUGACGGAAGCCUCUUGCAGCCGAACAAGAAUCACGUCGCCGCCCAAAGCGAAGAGAGCGAGGCAGGUUGCGAAGAAGAGUCACCGGGUGCAUCUGCAGCCGACAGCUGCAGUGACGGUUCAGGCCAGCGAGAAGAAGUCAUGAAGAUGUUUGAGCAGAUAAACACGAGAGUUGAACGGCUUGAAAAAGAAAAUGUCCGGCUGCGUGAAAUCGGGGACCGAAUCCGACCCUUAGGGGAGAGGAAGAGGAGGCGUGGUGACGACGGAUCUUUCACGGACCUGGCCGAAUCUAGAUCAGCCAUAUGGAGCAAAUGUCCCAAUGGCUCGGCCCCGUCGGUGCUCGCCCAUGACCUUUCUAACGGCGCCCCAACCGUGCCCUACUCGGAUCAAGUAUCGUCAUCCGACUCCGCAGGGUCUAACCGCCAUCUCAAUCCCUCCCCAGAGGGACCUACUAUCUCCGACGAAUCCCCGUCUCAACUCGGAUCGAUGUAUCCAGGUCAACUACAGCCAUUUCACACCAGUCGUCUCUUAGAUUUUAGCAACCCCCAUCCCGAUCCCUCUCAACUACAGCCGUUCCCCAUCAGUCCUCUCUUAGAUUUUAGCAACCCCCGUCCCGAUCCCUCUCAACUACGGCCUUUCCCCACCAGUCCUCUCUAUGACUUUAGCAACCCCCGUCACAAUCCCACCCCGCUGCCGCCCACAGGUUCCAAUGAAUACCCAGCUCAAAUAUUGCUGUUCGAUCCCACCGAAGACUAUGUCCAAUCUUGA
This is a messenger RNA of Histoplasma mississippiense, 1965 nucleotides long. RefSeq lists its product with no specific name. Bases 1 to 1965 code for a protein of 654 amino acids. The transcript is spliced from 9 exons. The record is from RefSeq and is a predicted model, not a curated record. NCBI's taxonomy places the organism in Eukaryota, Fungi, Ascomycota, Eurotiomycetes, Onygenales, Ajellomycetaceae.